Messenger RNA from Colletes gigas, 652 nucleotides. RefSeq lists its product as uncharacterized. The transcript is spliced from 2 exons. Lineage: Eukaryota; Metazoa; Arthropoda; Insecta; Hymenoptera; Colletidae. Bases 48 to 476 code for a protein of 142 amino acids. The record is from RefSeq and is a predicted model, not a curated record.
CCAGAUUUGGUUACACUGAGGGGCGCAUCGUUCCUAAGAGGUUAACGAUGCGCGAACGGUACGCGUCUCUGUGUUUUCUAAUCAUCUUAUCGCAACACGUAGCGCUUGGUACGAUCGACGUUAACGUAAACGAGCUGGAAUAUUUGGCAGCGCGACUCAAUCCGUUCGAGUGUCGACGCUUAAUUGCUGCUCUCCAUUACACGAGUUACGAAUUACCGAACAGCUUGGCAGCAGCUGUACGCGACGUGGACGACGAGAUCCCUUGUAUUCGUCACCUGAUCCACUGGAAUGGUUCUCCAGCAGAGGGCAGGGGCAACACCCACGAAGCCCUGACUCACAGGCUGCGUCAGAUUAAUCGAAGCGACCUGGCGGAUUGGUUAGGGAAAUCUGCGUUCGCGCAAUUGGGGAAAGACCUCGACAGAGCGGUCGCGAAUGCGUUCGAUAAGAUCGAGAAAGAAGAAACGGAGCAUUCGUGAGUAGAUACAGUCAGUCCCACAAGUAUUCGUACCCUCGUUGUUUGCAAGAGAAAUUUCUUCAAAUCGACGAAUGCAUUUAAAGUUUUGCGAUGAAUUUUUUAGGGUGUACUUCCGAAAAGGACAUACCUCCAAUCUUACGUAUUUUGUCGUGCUGAUGACGAGCAUGAUAGUGAAAA